AUGGCUGUACUCGUUGCUCUAGUAGGUACUAUCAUCGAGGGAAAACUGUAUGGUUAUCAAGCAUUUAUCCUGGGCGCUCUGACCUUGACAGGUGUUGGAAUGGUGGCGAACUAUAUCCGAUAUGCUGAAAGCGUACCGACUUCGGUAGAUAAGGAUGAUCAGCAUCGAACGAAAUCACUCGGCCAGAAACAGUUGCGGUUGAUACAAGUGUUUCAACCAGUAAGUUCAAUUAGUGGAAAUUUCUUUCGGCUUUCCACUACAAGAAGAGCUCGCAAAAAGACUAGAGAGGCCAUAGAGAGAUGUCUUUUGAGACUGAAAGAUGCAAGUAGCGACGAAUCUACACUCAGCGACUCCACUUUGGUCGACUCAGAUGAAGCUGAUACUGACACUUCGGGUAUCAUUCUCGACGAGGCCGAUGCAGUUACUGGUGAUAACAGUCCAAGGUUCACUUCGUGGUUUAUGGAGAACUAUUCAGCCGAGACAUCAGUUACCCCAUCGAUUCCUACAACUUCGGAAAGCUCAACUAAUAUAUCAACACAAGCUACAAGGUCUGCUACAAGAUCUGCUACAAUGGAAAACUCCUUGGAAUCGUCUUCGGGUUGGCACUUCGCAUAUCUCCUGACCAGAAUCUUUCCCCAACGCAAAGAAAAGUUGUGGACAAACAAGUUCGAGGGCCUUAGACCGUUGAAAUUGGUUCAUCCAGACAACAAUUCUUUAUAA
This is a messenger RNA of Brettanomyces nanus, 720 nucleotides long. RefSeq lists its product as uncharacterized. Lineage: Eukaryota; Fungi; Ascomycota; Pichiomycetes; Pichiales; Pichiaceae. The transcript has a single exon. The record is from RefSeq and is a predicted model, not a curated record. Bases 1 to 720 code for a protein of 239 amino acids.